Molecule: messenger RNA, 2662 nt
Organism: Fundulus heteroclitus (mummichog)
Lineage: Eukaryota; Metazoa; Chordata; Actinopteri; Cyprinodontiformes; Fundulidae
Gene: acadsb
Product: acyl-CoA dehydrogenase short/branched chain
Exons: 11
Coding region: 229-1527 (432 amino acids)
Cellular component (GO): mitochondrion
Molecular function (GO): acyl-CoA dehydrogenase activity; flavin adenine dinucleotide binding
Source: RefSeq, a predicted model, not a curated record
AAAACAAUUAGGUUGAGGCAACAUUCUUAAAAUAUUUAGAAAGUUUAUUUCAGCGCCUCAAAAAUGUUUUAUAUCUGUAUAAUUGUAUGAUUCGAUCGGUAUAAAAACCCCAAAAAACAGACAUCUUAACAAGCACCCGUCAUUUCUACCUGAAGCAGGAGUUUCCACGUGUUCGUGAAGGCAUCAUCAGCCUCCCCCCUUCUUGUAGUCACAGUUUCAUAACAAACCAUGGCUGCCCCGUUCGUCAGGGUUUUGUCAAAGUCCCUCAGACAGCUCUCUCGACCAGCAUGGGGGGCAGGUCAGUCUGGAUUGAGGAGCAGGACCACCUCUGCCCCGGCCGUGGCUCCAAGCCAGGCAGGUGGAGUGAUGUCCUUCCCUCCCCUGCAGACGUAUUCGGAGGAGGAGAGCAUGAUGAGGGACGCAGUGAGGAAAUACGCACAAGAGCGCAUCGCCCCGCUUGUGCCAGCCAUGGAUGAAAAUUCUGCCAUGGACGAAGAAGUCAUCAGAUCCCUGUUUGAGCAGGGGCUUAUGGGGAUGGAAAUUGACCCAGCAUACGGCGGCACUGGCUCCUCAUUCUUCUCCUCCAUCCUGGUGAUUGAGGAGCUGGCAAAGGUGGAUCCGUCUGUGUCUGUUCUCUGUGACAUCCAAAACACCCUCAUCAACACUCUGUUUGUGAAACUCGGGACGCCGGCUCAGAAAGAGAAGUACCUCAACCGGCUGUCAACCGAUAUGAUCGGAAGCUUCUGCCUCUCUGAAGCUGAAUCGGGGAGCGACGCGUUUGCUCUGAAGACACGAGCUGAGAAACACGCGGACCACUACGUCAUCAACGGAUCCAAGAUGUGGAUCAGCAACGCAGAGCAUGCUGGGGUUUUCCUGGUGAUGGCCAACGUGGAUCCCUCUGCUGGAUACAGAGGGAUCACUUGCUUUAUCGUGGACCGGGACACUCAGGGCCUCGAGAUUUGCAAGAAGGAGAACAAGCUAGGCCUGCGUGCAUCCUCGACCUGCCCCCUUAACUUUGACAACGUCAAGGUGCCAGAGGAGAACAUCUUAGGAGAGGUCGGUCACGGAUACAAGUAUGCUAUCGGAAUGUUGAACGAAGGCAGGAUCGGAAUCGCGGCACAGAUGCUCGGACUGGCCCAGGGUUGCUUUGACCACACUGUUCCUUACACCAGACAAAGGGUGCAGUUUGGAAAGCGCAUCUUUGACUUUCAGGGAAUGCAGCAUCAAAUAGCCCACGUGGCGACGCAGAUCGAAGCGGCGCGUCUGCUGACGUACAACGCGGCGCGUCUGAAGGAAGCCGGGAGGCCUUUCAUCAAAGAGGCCUGCAUGGCCAAAUACUUCGCCGCCGAGGUUGCCACUCUAACUACAUCAAAAUGCAUUGAAUGGAUGGGCGGAGUUGGCUUUACCAAGGACUACCCCAUAGAGAAAUACUACAGAGACUGUAAAAUUGGAACCAUUUAUGAGGGUACAACAAAUGUCCAGCUGUCUACUAUUGCCAAGUUCAUUGAUAAGGAGUAUGACCACUGAAACCAUCGAGCCACAAGCUGAAUGAUCCCGUCUUGCUGUUACCUUUUGCCUUCUGGUCAUUUCUGUGAGGACUUUAGUAGGUUCAGCCAGCACAAAUGCGUUAUUGUAGACCUUUUCUGAUAGACUUUUGUUGCAACUUUAGGUCUCGUAAAAUAACUCCUAUCGCUGAUGUUACUGACUUAGUGAUUUCUUUAUCAGCAACUUUUGGUUUUCAACUUUAUUUGUUGAUGUUUUUUGUUUGUUCUUUUUUUUUUUACAACCCUUUGUCUGUACAAUUUUCUUUUUCUCCAAAUCAGUGCAGAAGGACAUUAUGUCACACUUUGACCUUGACAAUAUCAUGCCUCUCCCACAUUUGUUUUGUCUCUUGAUAUCUUGUAAUCUGUUUUGCAAGCAUGGCCACCCCCAUGGUAAAUGUUUGAAGGAAGUUGACCAAGAGAUUCUCCAGAUGAUUCAGUGCCUUCAGAGGGUUUUGUCUUUUAACAGUUUGAUUGUAGUAGUUCAACCGUUUGCAUCCUUCCCCAUAGCUGCAGCACUCUGUAGACUGGCUGAUUUUACAUCGCAGUAAUAAAUCUAAAGGAACGUGUUGACAUGGGUUCUCCCUGUUGUAAAUGUGAAUAGAUGGUCAUCUUUGCUGCUGUUGAGAAGGGGUCUGAGGCAGCCUGUAAUAAUAUGGGAAUUUAUUGGAUAGGCCUGAAUCAGAGUGGAAACAUUUUUAUUUCAAAGCUUUGUCCUCCCAUGCUCUAAAUAUUGUAUCCAUAAAUCCAUCCAUUUAUUCUGUCAUCACUCUAAUACGUUUCCCAUUUUCAAGCAAGUAUUCGUCCAUCCGUUCAUGUUUUUUUUUAUCAUCCAUCUUUGUUCAUCUAUCCACUCCUUUUCCCCCUAUCUGUCUGUCCGUCCUUCAAGCUUUGUCUUAUAUCAUUCAUAAAUCCAUCCAUGUUUUUUUCCAUUAUCCAUGUCCAACUAGCCACUGAACCAUCUCUUCUUUAAUUGGCCCGACUUUACGUUUGCCCUUAGUCCAUCCAUUCAUCCAACCAUAAAUCCAUCCGUUAUUUCAACCGUCCACCUUUCCUCGCAGUGUGUUUGUUUUGCAGGUUGUGUAAUUUAACUGUUAAAGUAAAAACAUAUUUUCAGUAAA